Messenger RNA from Syngnathus typhle (broad-nosed pipefish), 2335 nucleotides. RefSeq names its product ubiquitin specific peptidase 14 (tRNA-guanine transglycosylase) (gene usp14). Gene Ontology annotation, molecular function: proteasome binding; cysteine-type deubiquitinase activity; protein binding. The coding region runs from base 146 to 1624 and encodes 492 amino acids. The transcript has 16 exons. Lineage: Eukaryota; Metazoa; Chordata; Actinopteri; Syngnathiformes; Syngnathidae. Gene Ontology annotation, biological process: proteasome-mediated ubiquitin-dependent protein catabolic process; regulation of proteasomal protein catabolic process; protein deubiquitination. The record is from RefSeq and is a predicted model, not a curated record.
AGCGUGUUGUUGCAGCGUCAUUCCAUUUGAAUGAAGUUCAGACUGCGCUCAACUGGAAGCCAAGUCGACUCAUUCACUCAUUCGCGCCCCGGCGAACUGAAAACAGGACAAAAACAACAGUUCGGGACCUACCAGCUUGCCAACUAUGCCGGUGUUUUCAGUCAAUGUGAAAUGGGGCAAAGAGAAGUUUGAUGCGGUGGAACUGAACACCGAGGAGCCUCCCAUGGUGUUCAAGGCUCAGCUUUUUGCCUUGACAGGAGUGCAGCCGGACAGACAGAAGGUGAUGGUGAAGGGAGGCACACUUAAGGAUGAUGAGUGGGGGAACAUCAAAUUGAAAAAUGGAAUGACUUUGUUGAUGAUGGGAUCAGCGGAAGCUCUGCCCGAGGAGCCUGCUGUCAGGCCCAUGUUUGUGGAAGACAUGACUGAUGAGCAGCUGGCCUCAGCUAUGGAAGUUCCCUGCGGACUGACCAAUCUGGGCAACACCUGCUACAUGAACGCCACCGUGCAGUGUCUGCGCUCUGUGCCCGAGCUCAAAACGGCGCUCAAAAAGUACACCGGCGCGCUGCGAUCUUCGGGGCCCAACGCGUCAUCACAGUACAUCACAGCAGCUUUGCGUGACUUAUACGAGACCAUGGACAAGACCUCGUCCAGCCUGCCUCCCAUCAUCCUUCUGCAGUUCCUCCACAUGGCCUUCCCACAGUUUGCCGAGAAGGGAGAUCAGGGACAGUACCUCCAGCAGGAUGCCAACGAAUGCUGGCUGCAGAUGAUGAGAGUUCUUCAGCAGAAGCUGGAGCCACUCGAGACAGGGACUCCCAUGGAGACUGACGCUGAGAGCGGAGCUGCUUCUGCCUCCCCAAAGAAGAACUUUAUUGACCAGUAUUUUGGCGUUGAGUUUGAGACGACCAUGAAGUGUACAGAGUCCGAGGAAGAGGAGCCAAUCAAGGGCAAAGAAAGUCAGCUCCAGCUCAGCUGCUUCAUCAACCAGGAAGUCAAGUAUUUGGCUACGGGACUGAGGCUGAGACUUCAAGAAGAAAUCACCAAAAUGUCAACCAGCUUGGACAGAAACGCUCUCUACAUCAAAUCUUCGAAACUGAGUCGCCUCCCCGCCUACCUGACGGUGCAGAUGGUUCGUUUCUACUACAAGGAAAAAGAGUCCGUCAAUGCCAAAGUGUUGAAGGACGUGAAGUUCCCUCUGAUGCUGGACGUGUACGAACUUUGCACGGCUGAGAUGCAGGAGAGCAUGUUGGCCACCAGGUCAAAGUUCAAGGAAAUGGAGGACAAAAAGCUGGAGAAUCAGAAGCCCAAACAGGAAACAAAGAAAGAAAGCAAGGAGAAGGAGGUGAAAUACGAGCCCUUCUCUUUUCCUCAUGACGUGGGCUCCAACAACAGCGGCUACUACGACUUGCAGGCGGUGCUGACGCAUCAAGGUCGCUCCAGCUCAUCGGGGCACUACGUGGGCUGGGUCAAGAGGAAAGAAGAUGAAUGGGUGAAGUUCGAUGACGACAAAGUGAGUGUGGUGUCGCCAGAGGACAUCCUGCGGCUGUCGGGAGGCGGCGACUGGCACAUUGCGUAUGUCCUGCUCUACGGCCCGCGGAGGUUGGAAAUACUUGAGGAGGAACAUUAAUGCUCCCGCGAGGGACUGAGGAUGCCUUCCUCCAAAUUUGAUCCCCCACCCACACACACACAAAACGCACUGUCUGCAUAAGCUGUGCAAUAAAACAGGUGUCUUUACUGAAUGGAUCACCUCAAAUAUAUUCCCCCCCCCCCUGAUAGUAAAAUUUCAACCAUCCUGAGCUCAAAAGAAAAAGGCAAAAUGGCUAAUAUUUUCUACGUGUCAUCUAGUUUUUAAGGUGCAACUGACUGCAGUCGCUUGGCUCGCAUUGAGGCACCUGUUCACUUGUUUUUGUGCUUAAGCCAAAGUCAUGUUUGAUAUCAAACUUGCUUUGGUAUGAAUCUUGUCCCAAACAAUCAUGUUGGAAUGGAGGAAGGAACUCCUUUCAGUUGGCCCACAGCCGCCUUCUGUAAUACAAUAAGUGCUUCACAUUUACAAACCUUUUUGGGUUGGUGUCUUUUACUUGUGGAUUUUUGCUAUUUUGCGGCAAGGUGUAGUCAAUUCAUCUUGUACGCUUGUGAAAUGUCCCCUGCCCGCUCGCUGCCAAAUUGUUCACUCUACUUUCUGACAGUCAAGACCAGUUCACAGUUAAGUCUUACUUAUUCUGUACUAAAAAUUGAGCACAUUUUUUUUUUUUGCUUCAUCUUCACUCUUGUUCUAAGUUAUUGACUGAUGGCUUUUCAAAAGUGCUGCAAAAAUGUAAUUAAAAAGAAGUGUCUGCCA